CCUGGCCAGCACCCUUGGCCCCCUGGAAAGCCUCCUGACGACCUGUCCCGCCUGCAGCUCCAACCUCAGGAAGAGCUUCUGCUAUUCCGCUUGCCACCCCAAGCAGUCGAGCUUCCUCCUGCCCACCAAGCUUUAUGAGACCGAGAGCCACACCUCCAUCCUCUCGGUCGACUUCCUCGUGCACAAGAGCUACAGCCCACAGCGCCUUUGCCUCCUGUGAGAACGUGGUCUCGCCGGCUCUGAACUUGCCGGCGCUGGACGUCCUCUGCGGCGACGCUGGGGAGAACUGCACGCCCGAAAAGCUGUUCUCGUACUUCGGCAACAACGAAUUCGCUCCCUUCAACAUCACGUACGUGUGGGCGACCGAGGACCUGGAGGACGAGGCCAACAUCUGGGGCAACGCCACGCUCACCCUGCAUCCCUUCGACGUCUCCACCACGCCGUGCAACACCUCGGACCCGGCCAUGCACUGCCAGUGUUCCGACUGCCUGCCCUCGUGCCCCGCCGUCCCCGAGCUCCCGCCGCCGACGCAGCAGAAGGAACCGCCCGUCGUGAGUGUGGACGCCCUCACGCUCUCCCUCGCCCUCGCCUACGCUAUGGUCGCCGCCGCCGUGGUGUCCGCUUCCUGCUUCUGGAGCAAGGUCGACCAGCGAGGAGAAGGGCAUCCGGACAACGCAGGGAGACGCAGGGUGGCAGGAGGUGCUCACGGCCGGCGUCGCGAGGGCCUCCAGAUCCGCGUUCUCGCAUCUCGGAAGGGAGACAUGCUAUGGGACAUUGCAAAGGUUGAAAGCUUCUGA
Penaeus chinensis is the source of this 797-nucleotide messenger RNA. RefSeq lists its product as uncharacterized. Lineage: Eukaryota; Metazoa; Arthropoda; Malacostraca; Decapoda; Penaeidae. Bases 135 to 797 code for a protein of 220 amino acids. The record is from RefSeq and is a predicted model, not a curated record. The transcript is spliced from 6 exons.